Paralichthys olivaceus (Japanese flounder) is the source of this 1721-nucleotide messenger RNA. The record is from RefSeq and is a predicted model, not a curated record. NCBI's taxonomy places the organism in Eukaryota, Metazoa, Chordata, Actinopteri, Pleuronectiformes, Paralichthyidae.
AUGCAUGAUUUUAUUUUUUUGAAAUUGGGGAACCGUCCAGCUAACUUCUGGCUUUAUUUCAUUCAAGCCCCAGGAAGACGGAACGGGAGGCAAACCUACAGUCGCUACCAAACUCUUGAACUGGAGAAGGAGUUUCUCUUCAACCCUUACCUGACCCGCAAGCGGAGGAUCGAGGUGUCCCACGCCCUGAGCCUCACCGAGCGGCAGGUGAAGAUUUGGUUUCAGAACAGGAGGAUGAAGUGGAAAAAAGAGAACAACAAAGACAAGUUUCCGGGUCAGAGGGGAGAGGCCGAAGCCGAGGGCGAGGAGGAGGGCAACGAGGACGGUGAAGGGGAAGAGGCCGAGGAGAAAGAAGCGGAAGAGAAAGAAGAGACCAAGGAGUGAUUUUAUGGUCCUUUUUUAUGGUUAUAUGGCUGAAAAAAGGAAGAAAAAGAGAGAGAGAGAGGUCCCAUAAACAGAGGAAGAGUCACAAGGAGGCAGAGAGCGUCAACUUUAUGACCACCCUUUCAUUUUGUCAAGAGGGAACAGGAAUCCCACCAAUAUUGCUGUCAUAAAUAGACAAAAUUCUCCCUUCUCACGAUUCUCCCAACAUCGCAUUUCCGUUUGACAUUUUGUAGAAGCUACACAAGCUUGUAGCAUUUUGUUUUUUUGUCGUAGAAGAAGGGGGAAUAAAUCUAAAACGCAUGUUAGAUGGAAAAUGGCUUAGCUCUUAUUAUUAUUAUUAUUAUUAUUAUAACUAUUAUUUGUUUUUUACUCUCACAAAUUUGCUUUUUAAUAAUAACAACAUCAAAAGCCUAGCCAAUAAGAUCAAAGACAUGACCAACGCCGACCUGUGUUGUAAAUAGAUAGCCUACAUUCAAAAAAAUAAGAACAUCAUUUCAGUCAGAGUAACCAAUGUAGGCCUAUAACUUAGUAGUGAGUGUUCAGACAUCAUCAUCAUCAUCAUCGCAGCAGUUACAUUGGCUCCCAGCCUGUGUAUAACCCCACACGUUUUAUUCUUCUAAUUGUUACUGUAAACUGUUUUACUCGUCUUCAUGUGAAUGGCCUAGACAAAGAUAGCCAUUAUAGCUCCUCAGACAUCUUCUUGUUUUCUAGGAUAUACCAGGGAAAUGCAAUCGUUUGAAAUCCUUUGAUGCUACCUAAAACCUGGGGAAAUUGCAAUAGAGAUUUCUGAAUAUAAGAGAUUUCAUAUGGUUUUAAUUUUGAAAGUGUUCUAUAUCAAAAACCUUAUAUUAAGUUAUGUAUGUAGCAUUUACCCAAUAUUACAAUAUACACUUGUUUGAAGACAAUUUGUGAGUCUUGGGAAGACAAUUAUAGCUCAAAGCCAAGCGAACAAGUUAGAGAUUGUACCACGGCACUACCUAAACUCAGAGCCUUGCCUUUGCAGAAUUUAUAUUCCACACUUACAUGGCAUCGCUCUGAUCUGAUCGCAAGCUAUUUCCCCAACAACUAAAACUGCCUAUAACGCACAUUUUACUGUGUAUGAUAAUACCUGCUACAAUUACAACGAUUAAACAAAAAAAGUAAGGGAAUUUUUAUUUUAAUGUGCUGGUGAUAUAGCGUAGUUGUUUUGCACUGAAUAUAAUCUUUAUGUACGUCUUGUUAUAUAUUGAUGUGAACAAUAUGCUCGUUUCCUGGUGUUUCUCCUGUGAAAGACGGAUUUGUGUGUCCCCCGCCAUUGUUGAUGUAAAAUCACGAAUAAACAAGAUGGCUCACAGUCA